AUGAGGUUUAACAUAAACAUCACAGGUGAAUUUGACAAUAUCAAGGGUCUGAGAGUAGCUCAGCGGUAUUACAUAGACAUUCGAUGUGGUGCCUGCAAUACUCUCCAUCCAAAGACCAUUUUCAUAGCCGAGGAAAAUUGGAGAACCAUGAAAAUAAGGGAGCUUGCUAGAAGAGAGGAAACUUUCAACGUUGUCGUACAGUGCAGAAACUGUGACAAUAUGAUGGGCAUCGUAAUCCUGGAACCUGAGAAUCAGUUUGAAUUUGAGGAAGAUUUCUAUCUAUCACCGGUUAUUAAUGAUAAAUGCCAUGUUUCAACUAUCCUAUCCGACAGGGCGGUGGUGACAAAUGUGGAUGGGCUGAUUUUGGAUGCAGUGAGCAAGCAAGAAGAGAUCUUUAGAAACUGCUCUUUCGACAAAAGAACACUCGCAGAAGACGACAACAAGGGCCGCACUAUUGACAUUCUCAAGUUUGAUAUCGAAGUUGAGCAAGUUCAAUAA
This is a messenger RNA of Vittaforma corneae ATCC 50505, 498 nucleotides long. RefSeq lists its product as uncharacterized. NCBI's taxonomy places the organism in Eukaryota, Fungi, Microsporidia, Nosematidae. The transcript has a single exon. The coding region runs from base 1 to 498 and encodes 165 amino acids. The record is from RefSeq and is a predicted model, not a curated record.